Humulus lupulus (European hop) is the source of this 1795-nucleotide messenger RNA. RefSeq lists its product as uncharacterized. The coding region runs from base 84 to 1445 and encodes 453 amino acids. Gene Ontology annotation, cellular component: mitochondrial small ribosomal subunit. Gene Ontology annotation, molecular function: structural constituent of ribosome. The transcript is spliced from 7 exons. Lineage: Eukaryota; Viridiplantae; Streptophyta; Magnoliopsida; Rosales; Cannabaceae. The record is from RefSeq and is a predicted model, not a curated record.
CUUAAAGACUAGCAAAUGGACUCGCUUCCAACUUCCCUAAAGGCUAAAACCUCUGAAACGACGAGACACAGAGAGAGAAAGAAAUGUUGAGGUCCAUUCUGAGACGAGCAGCGGCGACCGGCCCAAAAGCUCAGCCGUGGUACAUAUCGUCGACGGCGAAUUUCUCAUCGUCCAAGACCACGAAGACCAAUGUUAAGAACGAGAAGAACAAGAAGAAGUCCAAAUCCAAAGGCGGAGAUGCCGCCGCAGCCGAGGAAUCAGCGGCCACCGAUGUCGACGCGGCACUCUUUGACGAUGGUUCUCGGGCUCGAAGGCUCGGUGCGGAAGAGAACGACCCUUCUCUCAAUGUAGGCCCCAAUGGCCAACCACUGUUCACUUCCACGCCUUCGCUGUCUGAGCUCACUCGCAAGGAUUCCUGCAGUUACUUCAAGUUCAAAAUGGAGGAAUUGAAUGAGGCAUUGCCGGAGGGGUUGCCUGUUGGAAUGGUGAAAGAGUUUGAGGAUUCGAUGCGAACCGCCGUGCUUGUUCGCCAGAGUUUUCUCGAUCUCCGUGACAAUUUCCGUCGACUCGUGGAUCCACCAUUGUCGUUGCCCAGCUCUAAAGAUAUAAAAGUUAGAAAGCAGAUUGUCUUGGAUGGUCCUGUUAGCUGUGGGAAGAGUAUUUCUCUUGCAAUGCUUGUUCAUUGGGCCCGUGAUGAAGGUUGGUUGGUUUUUUAUGUUCCCAGAGGAUGGGAGUGGACGCAUGGAGGGUUUUUUUAUAAAAAUCCACAAACGGGUCUUUGGGACACGCCUGUUCAGGCUGAAAAAAUUCUCAAGGACUUUCUGAAAUUUAAUGAAACCCGUUUAAAACAAUUGCCAUGCCAAAUAUUUGAUCUUAUUCCCUUGGGAGAGGGUGCUGGUGUUGGAUGGAUGAAAGACGGCACUGAUACCAUGGCUAUGCCUGAGGGUUCGAGUCUGUUUGACCUUGUUGAUACAGGAAUCAAGCACACCCAUGCAGCCGUUGGAGUGUUAGUUCAUUUGAGGAGGGAGCUAUCAGUUGUGAAAGAUAUACCUGUUCUCAUUGCAAUUGAUCAAUACAACAGUUGGUUUACAUUCAGCGAGUACGAGGAGGCAGUAACUGUUCGUUCGACUCGACCAAUACAUGCUAGAGAACUUGCUACAGUUAAUGCUUUCAGAUCUAUGAUGCACAAUGGCAUGAUGGUGGGUGCUUUCUCUCACUCAACAGCUGUAGGAAAGCUACGACAACAAUUGCCUGAUGUUCCUGCUGAUGCUCGUGUUAAUCUUCCACGCUACACUUUAGAUGAAGCAGCAAGUGUGAGCCAUUACUACAUGAGACAAAGACUGGCACGGCGUGAAUCAUUCUCUGAAGAAAGCUGGAAGAAGAUAUAUUACUUAGCAAAUGGAAAUGGAUCUGAGAUGAGAUGGUUAAUGCCUUUCAUGCGGUGACAUUUUGAACACUCUUUUCGUGACAACAUUUAGAGAAAAACUCAAAGAAAGGGCUGCGUCGAGAUUCGAUCUCCUUGCUCAAAUUCACAUUCAUAUGCUUAUGCUCGCAAUUGUAUUUGCCUGAGGACGUUCAAGUUUUGGUCCCAAUAAAUUUCUUCGGUCGUUGAGAUUAUUGUCAAAAGACUACCAGCCGAAGCAUUUUGUUCCUUCUGUAAAAUUUAUCUUCUGCCAAGUUUACUAUAUAGUAUUUAUUUGCUCUAUUUGACCUCGUGUUUCAAGUUUCAACCGUUAUUGUAACAUUAUUGUUCAUCCGCUAACGGGAGAUUAAGGGCGGUCACUUUGACUCCAAA